This is a messenger RNA of Drosophila busckii, 2263 nucleotides long. RefSeq names its product lachesin (gene Lac). The record is from RefSeq and is a predicted model, not a curated record. The coding region runs from base 395 to 1498 and encodes 367 amino acids. The transcript has 2 exons. NCBI's taxonomy places the organism in Eukaryota, Metazoa, Arthropoda, Insecta, Diptera, Drosophilidae. Gene Ontology annotation, cellular component: neuron projection.
UAGCUUCGGAUCGUUCAGACGUGUUUUGCUUUGUUGGUCGCGUGCGCUUUGAAUAAACUAGGCUUACAAACACUUACACAUCAAUUUGUAAGAGAGAGAGUGGCGCUGGAAAACCAGCUUAGAGCGAGCUAACAAGUGUGCUUGGCGAACAGCAUCCCGCGUUAAACGUGCAACCGAAAGAGUCAGACCUAGUGCCCCACCUGUAUUUGGUGUCUUCUCCAAACGGUUUGACGCAGAGCGCAACGGCAAAGAGCUCAACUGCAGCCAAAAGUUAAAUACGUUCCAGUCUCUCGUAAUAAUUAUUAGCAGUAGCUCUAGCUCUAGCGCUUGGUAGGGUGUGGUGCAAAAUAAAAAAUACAAAGCACAAAGCAUACUUAACAAUAAAACAAUAAAUAUGUGGCGCGCCAAAUUAAUGCAAAUGGAGAGUGUUUGGCCCGCGUUGUUGCUAGUCCUGGCGCUGGCCACGCACGCACAGGCGCAGCGUACGCCAACCAUAUCGUAUAUAACACAGGAGCAGAUUAAAGAUAUUGGCGGCACUGUGGAAUUCGAUUGCUCUGUGCAGUAUGCCAAGGAGUAUAAUGUGCUAUUCUUGAAGACUGACUCUGAUCCCGUCUUCCUCUCCACGGGCUCAACGCUUGUAAUCAAAGACUCGCGCUUCUCACUGCGCUACGAUCCCAACUCUUCCACCUACAAGCUGCAGAUCAAGGACAUACAGGAAACCGAUGCAGGCACCUACACCUGCCAAGUGGUCAUCUCAACUGUGCACAAAGUCAGCGCCAAUGUGAAGCUCUCAGUGCGUCGCCCGCCCGUCAUCUCCGACAACUCUACACAGUCGAUUGUGGCCAGCGAGGGCAGCGAGGUAAUGAUGGAGUGCUAUGCCAGCGGUUACCCCACACCAACCAUCACAUGGCGUCGCGAGAACAAUGCUAUACUGCCAACGGACAGCGCCACCUAUGUGGGCAAUACGCUGCGCAUCAAGUCGGUCAGGAAGGAAGAUCGCGGCACUUACUACUGCGUGGCCGACAAUGGCGUCAGCAAGGGCGAUCGCCGCAACAUCAAUGUGGAAGUGGAGUUUGCACCAGUGAUCACUGUGCCGCGUCCACGUCUGGGCCAGGCGCUGCAGUACGACAUGGAUCUGGAGUGCCACAUUGAGGCGUACCCACCGCCAGCCAUUGUCUGGACCAAGGAUGACAUUCAGCUGGCCAACAAUCAGCACUACAGCAUUUCGCACUUUGCCACCGCCGAUGAGUACACCGACUCAACGCUGCGUGUGAUCACCAUUGAGAAGCGUCAGUAUGGCGACUAUGUCUGCAAGGCCACCAAUCGCUUUGGCGAUGCUGAGGCGCGCGUCAAUCUCUUCGAGAACAUCAUUCCCGUCUGCCCGCCGGCUUGUGGACAGGCGUAUUAUGGCUCAGCUGAGCAAAUUGCCGCCGCUUCCGUUUCCAUUUCAUCGCUUGCUGCAUUGGGUCUGCUGCUGGCGCUGCUUUACUCCAGAUAAGCCAACUAAGGCCCCAAUAUGAUGCUCUCGCCCAUAUCUAAAUCCCACAUACCAUCAACAAACAGCUCUUGCAUAUACUUAGCAUUUAUAAUUAAUAAUAACGCAUAGACAACAACAACUGUAGACAAAUGUGUCGCAAACAAAAAAAAAAAAAAACAAAACGCAAAACUUUUUCUCACAGCCAGCAAAAUGUUAUUUAAAAUUUCUGUUGUUUAUUCUUUGUUUAAACAUGUCCAAGUCCAAGCUAUGAAACGUCCAGCAUAUUUUAAGUUUAAGCUAAGUUAAAACAGCUCAUGUCUCUUAAUAUAAAUUUAAUACCAACUAAAGACAAGAAUCCAAAUAUUUCACUUUUGACUUUAAACCCGUCCGUCUUAAUUUGCUUGUAGUCUGUAUAUUUUUUUAAAUAAUUCCCUAAGGCAAUGACUAUAUAUGCUCCAUAUACAAACACACACAUCACAAAAGCCAAUGCCACGCUGUCCAAUAUGCAUUCCAUUACUUUAGUUGCAAAAUAUUUUAUUUUUAUUAAAUAAACAAUAAAGUUUUUGCUGCAAUGUAAUUAAGUUGUCAAUUAAACACAACUUGAGACAAAGAUACAAAUACGAAUACGAUGGCAAACAGCAAAUAUCCGAAACAGCUAACGAAUGUUGUGUAAAUUAGUUAAUAAGCACACAAUUCGACAUAAACAUUAUACACAAAAGAAACAAAUUCAAACCCAUUUGUAUUUGAUGGGUGUAAAUUUAUAUAAAGCGACUUUGUAAUACAAAA